AUGACACGCGACAGUGGUGCCAUCGCCGACCCUACACCGGCUCCUGGGCCGCACGCCAUCGGGUCUGCCACCAACGACGUCGCUUCUGCCGUUCGGGCUUCUACGAACCCUUCACCGAAUUCGUCCACGCUGCCGGCUGAGCGAGCCUCCGAGUCAGCGCACGAGCCUUGCCCCGUGCCGACUCCGCUGCCUCCGACCGUGUCAGCUGUCGCUACACCGCGAAAUCUACCCGCCAGCGAGAGCGACGCAGCAGCAGCAGCAGCGACCUUCUUCCCUGCCCAGCGCUCCUCGUCCUCUCCUUCGGUCAACUUGCCGCUGGGCCUUUCUAGCGACUACUCUGCCAAGUCGGAGGUUGACGGCUGUGCACAAUCGGCGCGCGACGAGGAUACGUCAGAUGGGCUGCCUCCACCAUCCCGCGACGCGAGUCUUGAUGGUGUCUCGCACCCACCACCUGAUCCGGUCCUUCGCGUCGUGGCCACGUUGGCGCUCGCCAAGCAACACGACCCGGCACCUGCUGCCCCGGCUCUACGAGAUCUUCGUCAGCCUGCGCCGGUGCCGUCAUCGAGCGUCGUCCGACGACGCCUUCCUGCCCGUAUCGAGCGCUACUCACACCCAAGGCCGUUGACCGUGGCAAGACCGAGACUCCGGCCCGCGCGUCCCGGACCCUCUUCUCUUGACUCGGGUGGUGUCGCGCGCAGAUGUUUGCAGCUUGCGACCUCUACGAUUGGUAGGGCAAACCCUGAGAAGCGCGCGCUUAAGCCACAUCCACCAGAGCUGACGCAUCUGCGAGCGCGUAACGACCGUGCUAGCGGCUUGUCAUGCCCACCAAUGACUGCGCACGGUUCCCGUUCGUUCCGCCAGGUCUGCGUGAACUGCUGCAGAGACGUCUGCCUUCACCCUCUCCGUGCCGGCCUUCUGUGUACCGUGCGUCCGCAACGCCAACCAACCUGUAGCGCCAACCUGUAG
Messenger RNA from Dermacentor silvarum, 966 nucleotides. RefSeq names its product microtubule-associated protein 1S-like. NCBI's taxonomy places the organism in Eukaryota, Metazoa, Arthropoda, Arachnida, Ixodida, Ixodidae. The record is from RefSeq and is a predicted model, not a curated record. Bases 1 to 966 code for a protein of 321 amino acids. The transcript has a single exon.